AUGGAGUGGAGUCUGUCCGGACAAGUUGCCAGUUUCGUUUCUAAGCAGCUGCAGCCAGCACCCCCAUCCGGUUCGAAACCAAAACGUGCAGGACUUCGGCGAGCUUUGUAUGCAUCCAAGAUCACAGAGUCGUUAACCCCGCGGCAGCAGACAGCGACAGAGGUGGGCCUGCAGCGGAAAGCAUGUAUCCUUGGGCAUUUCUCGAACGACCGCCCAACUCCGGCCUUGUAUGACAAGGCCUACGAUUUCAUGAGUCGCGGGUUUGCCGAGAUGGAGCCCGCGUCCGCCCGGCGUGCAGGCACUGAUGUGGGGGCGGGUGAAGCAGCAGAGGAUGAGGAGGUGCUGAUCCCUCCGCUGCUUUUGCGGAUUAGAGUUGCCAAAUCCGUUCGAGACUAUGAGGCCAUGCGCGACGCCGACUCUCCGCCACCGGAGGCGCUGGUCCAUGGUGUACGCAGCUUGCGUAGUCUCCAGCAAAUCAGGGAGGAGGAGUCAGCAGCCACAAAGAUUCAGGCCAAGUUUCGACAGAAACAGGCUGCAGGUGAGGUUCAGCGACUCAAGGAGCAGCAAAAGGAGGAGAGUGAAGCGGCGGCAAGAAUUCAGGCAAAGUAUCGUGGCCGACAAGCAGAGAAGCAGGUCCAGGAGAUGCGAGAACAGAAACAAGCAGCAACAGCAAUUCAAUCACGCUAUCGACAGCGAGCAGCUGAACGUCGUCAGAAGGAGCAGGAGACGGCCUCUGCCACAAGAAUCCAAUCCAAAUUCAGGCAGAAGCAGGCUGCCAGCGAAGUGCAAAGCCUGCGGCAAAAGCACUGCGGAGGGAGCAGGGCCCAUGACAGAAAGCAAAUGUUGGACGAGUUCCGUCGGCAGAUUGCGGUAAAGGUUCAAGUGGUCUUGGACUCCGGCAAAGCAAUCAUUAACGUGCACCUGGCUGCCAAAGAAAAGCUGCAGGGUGCUACUGAUGCUACGGGUGACAACAGCGAUAUCCCCAUGAAUGAUGAGACGGCCGGCGCCGCUACCAAAAUCCAGGCCCGAUUCAGGCAGAGGCAAGCAGCACAAGAAGUGGAGGCCAUGCGAAGAGGAAAUGAAAGAGAGAACAACAAAGGGCAAGAGCAGGACACUGCCGAUGGCAACAUUGAUAUCCCCAUGAACGAAGAGACGGCUGGCGCCGCCACCAAAAUCCAGGCAAGAUUCAGGCAGAAGCAGGCAGCUCAAGAAGUGGAGGCCAUGCGAAGAGGAAAUGAAAGAGAGAACAACAAAGGGCAGGAGCAGGACACUGCCGAUGGCAACAUUGAUAUCCCCAUGAACGAAGAGACGGCUGGCGCCGCCACCAAAAUCCAGGCAAGAUUCAGGCAGAAACAGGCAGCCCAGGAGGUGGAGGCAAUGCGAACAGAAAAGGGGCAGGAGAUGCGUGAAGAGCAAGAGCCGGAUGAGCCGGGGCCUGGUGAGAGCAUGGAUAUUCCCGUGACUGAUGAGACGGCUGACGCGGCUACCAAAAUCCAGGCCAAGUUCAGGCAGAAGCAGGCUGCACAGGAAGUAGAGGCGAAGCGUAAAGAGAAAGAAGAAACAGUGGCAGCCGCCACAAAAAUCCAGGCUAAGUUCAGGCAGCAGCAAGCCAAAACUGAAGUCGACGCCUUACGCAAGAAGGGACAAGAGGUACAAGAGGUACAACCAGACAAGUACGAGACAGAUGUCGAUCUUGAGGGCGACUUAACCAGGCCAGAUGAACAAGUCAGCGAAGUCGAAGCAAUGCUGAAGGAAAAAGAGAAGGAGCAGCACCACCUGGUGGAGGAAAAGUCGGAAAGGGUGGAAGGUAUGUUCGGCACACAGCAGGAGAAGCGGCCCAUGGCGUUCAGUCCUGCGAUUCCUGAAGGUGAUGAAGAGUGA
Messenger RNA from Symbiodinium pilosum, 1881 nucleotides. NCBI's taxonomy places the organism in Eukaryota, Dinophyceae, Suessiales, Symbiodiniaceae. The record is from the annotation of a GenBank genome assembly.